This is a messenger RNA of Sipha flava (yellow sugarcane aphid), 485 nucleotides long. Its product is annotated as transcription factor Adf-1-like. The record is from RefSeq and is a predicted model, not a curated record. The transcript is spliced from 3 exons. Bases 144 to 485 code for a protein of 113 amino acids. Gene Ontology annotation, biological process: regulation of transcription by RNA polymerase II. NCBI's taxonomy places the organism in Eukaryota, Metazoa, Arthropoda, Insecta, Hemiptera, Aphididae. Gene Ontology annotation, cellular component: nucleus; transcription regulator complex.
ACGCAGCGUCAGACGCAUUGUUACUAGGUACAUGCAUUUUAGUUGUGACUGUUUUCCUACUUGCGUUUAACGCAGCGCGUCGGUAAAUGUCGCAGUGUCUGGACUAGUGUCGCGUACGGACCUCUUGCGUCAAAAGUUUGAUAAUGUCGAAAAAAUUUGUUUUUUCCUCAACUGAGGACGAAAUUUUAAUUGAAUAUGUCCAACAAAAUAGGGAAAUUUUUGACAGUGCUCACCCUAAGCAUAAAGAUAUUCAUUUUAAAGAAAAAAUUUGGAAAAUUUUUUCUGAAAAAGUCGGUAGAACAGAUGAAGACUGCAAAAAAAGGUGGAGGAACAUAAGAGAUACAUAUAUGAAACAGAAAAAAAAACUAUCGACUGGUUUAGCAACUUCUGAAAAAGUGAAUAGGACACUGUCAUACUUAUCGUUUAUGGAUUCAGUUGAAUACGAGAGAAAGACUACAUCAAACGUCAAAAAAUCAAGAAAAUGA